AUGAUAUCACCCCCCUUCGCGCCCGGCGACUCGAUAUCUAAUGGAAGCAGCGUGAGCAGCAGUUCCGCCUCUCAGCGGUCUGCCCGACCGGCGACAAAACAGUUUGGCGCCCUCAAGCUCUCGCAAGCCCCCAACCUCGAGUUUGCCCUCUUCAACGACCAAGACCCCGCCGUCGAGCUUGCCCUACCCGGUUCCCUUCAGGCGACGCGGAACCAGCUCUUCCGUUUCUCCAUCUCCCAGAGCGUUGUCCCUGAAUCCCACAAGGAAGAGAUCAAGGCAAUCAUACGCGGCCCCGAGACCUACACAAUAACCGACGCCAUAUUCUACGCCGAAGCGACCGAGGCACAGCGUGUCGGCCCGGUGCACCAUGUCAACGACUUCCGCCAAGUCGUACACGCCACCCACAAAUGCAUACGUAAACGCGCCUCUAAGGCCAUAUGGAAUGCCGAGGUCCACGGCGAGGUGCUUCGCCUUGCCCUCCGUCACAAGCGCAAUUCAAUGCAAGGUGGAUUGGUCAAUUUUGCUGUGGCGACAUCAGCCACCGUGCACCGUAGCCUUCUCAAGGGAGGCGGGGCCAAGAUGAUCGACUACGCCAUCUUCAUCGACACGGAAAACGACGCCCCGCCGGGAUCUCCGCUGAAGCAGCACAUCCAAGACCUUCGAAAAAGGUCCCGCACAGGAGCUGUUAACGCAACUGACUACGACUUUCUGUUGGACAACCCGAUUGCCUUGAGCAUCGAGUCUAAGAGAAGCGAAGGCUUUGAGGCGGCGACGUUGCAGAUUGGGACCUGGCACACAGCGCACUGGACGUUCCUUGACCGCGUCGUGCAUGGCCCGGCGGACCUUGACGCCCUCGGCUUUCUGCCGGGAUUGAAUGUCCAGGGAGCGGAAUGGUACUUUGUGGCAUCCACGCGGCAAGACGAUAAGACGAUCUUGUGGACGAGGCUGUCAAUUGGAUCCACGCAGUAUCUUCUUAGAACUUAUUGCGUCGUUCGCGCCCUGCAGUACCUCGCUUGGUGGUCUGCCGAAGUUUAUUGGCCGUGGUUUUGCGACCACGUGCUCGUGAUGCCUUCGGUUGAUGACGGUUGA
Messenger RNA from Colletotrichum graminicola M1.001, 1089 nucleotides. RefSeq lists its product as uncharacterized. The transcript has 5 exons. The coding region runs from base 1 to 1089 and encodes 362 amino acids. The record is from RefSeq and is a predicted model, not a curated record. NCBI's taxonomy places the organism in Eukaryota, Fungi, Ascomycota, Sordariomycetes, Glomerellales, Glomerellaceae.